GAAGAGCCAGCCCUGGCCCUCCUCUGAAGGGAAAAGCCAGCCCUCCCUCCCUCCUGUCCUGAAGCUUCUUAGGCACUAGCCAGCCCUCCAGAGUGGAAGGUCCCUGUGGACUCUGGUGCUCUGUCAUCAUUUAAAAUGGAAAAGCCGAAUCUACAUAAAAUUUCCCCAAAUUUCACUGGGCAAGGUGUGAACCCUGACCUUGCUAUAGAAAGAAAAAAUCCUUCCUUCAAUGUAGAACGGCUUACCAAUAUACUAGAUGGAGGUGCUGAGAGAACCCAGAUCCGAAGGACAGUUGAUGCCUGGCUCCAGAGUGACCCAGAAUUUAGCAGGGAAAAUCAAUACUUCCAGAGCCAGAAUGAAAGAUACGAAGGAGCUAUCAGGAAGUCAUUUUACCUUGCAAAAAAGAUGAAUGAAAUGGGAUGGGUUGAAGGUGGACCUCAUCAGGAGUUCUGCUUUAGGGCUCUUAGUUCUGAUAUGGCAUUUAAUGUGCACCGAGUCUUUCUGAAAAGCAUUAUGGGUUUGGGCACAGAUGAACAGAUUGCCAAGUGGGUCCCCUUAGCAGAAAAGUUUUACAUCGCAGGAACCUAUGCCCAAACUGAACUGGGACAUGGAACAUAUCUUCGGGGUUUAGAGACAACAGCUACUUUUGAUGUUGCUACUCAGGAAUUUAUUCUCAACACACCAAGCCUCUCUGCUAUGAAGUGGUGGCCAGGAGACUUAGGACGAACUGCGACUCAUGCUGUGGUUUUUGCCCAGCUCUACCUGAAAGGAAAGUGUUACGGCAUGCAUCCCUUCCUAAUGCAGAUCCGCAGCCUCCGAGAUCAUUCUCCAUUACCAGGAGUAACGGUAGGGGAUAUUGGCCCCAAAAUGAACUUUGAGAAUGUUGACAAUGGCUUUCUUAUGUUGAAGAAUGUUCGGGUUCCAAGAGAAAACAUGCUGGCCAGAUUCUCUCAGGUUCUGCCAGAUGGUCAGUAUAAGAAACAAGGGUCUGACAAGAUUAACUACUUGACUAUGAUCGUGGUUCGUGUGUACAUGCUUCGAUCUGAAGUUGUCCUGACUCUGCUAAAGGCAUGCACCAUUGCUAUCCGAUAUUCUGCAGUGCGCCGGCAGUCUGAGUUAAAGCCUGGCGACCCAGAAGCAAAGAUUCUUGACUAUCAAACUCAGCAACAGAAGCUUCUGCCGCAGCUGGCAACUGCCUAUGCCUUUCAUUUUGCUUGCCAAUAUAUGACCAAAAUCUUCGAGAGGGCCUACACAGAAACUAAAGAAGGAAAAUUUGACUUGCUUCCAGAGCUUCAUGCCCUUGCAUCAGGCAUUAAAGUGAUAGCUACAGAGUACAGCUCAUCCGGUGUGGAGGUGUGUCGGAAGGCCUGUGGAGGGCACGGAUACUCUCUUCUCAGUGGUCUACCUUCCCUGUACACUAGACUGGUUGCCUCUUGCACUUAUGAGGGUGAAAACACUGUUCUCCUUUUGCAGACUGCCAGGUUUCUGAUAAAAUGCUUUGCAAUGGCAAAAGAUGGCCAGCCUGUCCCCAUGUCAGUUGCCUACUUAUCGUCCAAAAACUUUGGGAAAUGCCAAGCCCAAGAAAAGAGAGAUUUCCAAAAUCCUGAUGUUUACAUUGACGCUUACCGGCAAAGAGCCUUCAGGAUGUUACGGAGUGCAGCGAUCAAACUCCAGAGUUUGAUUCAGUUAGGAACCACACAACAUGAAGCAUGGAACAGGUGUUCUGUCCAGCUGGCACAGGCUGCUAUGGCUCACAGUCAUUACAUUGUGGUGGAACAGUUUGUCAAAGCACUGCAGUGGUAUGAAGAAGAGUUAGCAAUACACAGGAUCCUCAAACGUCUCUGUGACCUCUUUGCACUACAUGGGAUGUACUUGAAUAUGGGAGAUUUCAUGCAGGAUGGCUACCUUUCCACCGAGCAAACUGCCAUGGUGACUGAAUCCUACCUGGAACUCCUGCCUGUCAUUCGGAAAGAUGCUGUGCCAUUAGUGGAUGCAUUUGACUUCUCUGAUGCAAGUUUAAAUUCAGCCCUUGGAAGCUACGAUGGUCGUGUCUAUGAGCGCCUUUAUGAGUGGGCCAAGAAGUCCCCAACUAAUCAACAGAAGAACCAGGUCUUUGAAACCUAUUUGAAGCCACUUUUCCAAAAUGCCCUCUCAAAGUUAUGAAAGAUAGGAAUGGAACACAGACACCUCCUUUUACUGCUGCCCUCAGAGCAAUACUGAAUCUUUUCAACAAUUUGUUGUUUUGUUGUUGUGUGCCUUCAAAUUGUUUCCGGCUUAUGGCAACCCUAAGGGGAACCUGUCACGGGGUUUUCUUGGCAAGAUUUUGUUCAGAGGUUUGCUGUUACCUUCCCCUGAGGCUGAAAUCAUGUGAAUUGCCCAAGGUCAGUCAGUGGAUUUCAUGACCAAGUGGGAACAAUACAACUAAUAAAAUAUAAUACAUUGCUUUGAUUGUCCUGUCAUAGUGUUGAGGUGUUCUGGCAAGCAGAAAAAUUAAGCUGAUUUAUGGGAAGGAACCAUUGUAACUUCUCCCAACUUACUGGAUAUUAUGUUCUGUUACCAUUCACAUCCAAAAUUGCUAAUAGUCUGUGGGUUGCCUAAUCCCCUGGAAUUGCCAUUAUGGGGUCUCAUCCACCAGAUCUGGCACUAUGGCCACAGUAAUGCAUGAUGCCUUAUGGAAGGAGUGGGGAACCUGUAACUCCCUUCCCAUCACCCAGCACUGGUCAUAUUGAGUGGUGCUGAUGGGAACUAGAAUACAACAUUAGGACAGCAAGCUUUCCACUGCUUUCCUGGAAUGAUAGCACAAGGCCUAAACUCAGUUGUUAAUCCCAGCUAGAAAAGAUAUUUUUAAUCAAUGGAAUUUACUAAGUGUUACCAUUGAGGAUUGGAUUUAUAAUAGGUUUGUUCAUGUUGGGACCAGCAGUUAAACUUUGGCUUGGCGUGGGACUCAUCUAGCCUUUCAGAUUAUAUUGGACUAGAGUUCCCAGCAGGCCCAGGCAGCAGCUAGUGGGAGUGGCAAUCCAAAAUAGCUGAAGGACCACAAGUUUCUCACUGCUGAUUUAGGCCAUUGUUUUUAAUUAAAUAUUGCUACUGUUAGCUGCCUUAAGUCCAUGUUUGGCAGAAAUGCAGAAUACAUAUUGAAUAAAUAAAUCCACUGGUUUACUCAGGCUGAUACUAGCUCCCAGCCUAACCUACCUCAUCAAUUUUUUGCUACGAAAAAGUGCCAUUAUGAAAUAGGGACACUGUGUGUGUGUGUUUUAAAGUAAUAAAGGAGGAAAUCUAGCAGAAGGAAUCUGAAGCAGGGAGAAGAAUAUCUUCACCAAGACUACCUGAGCUUGUCUAGGUUCGAGGAAAGACUUACAUGUUUCAUCUUAGCUGCUAUGCUGCAUCUGUGUACAGCAUUGUAUAAGGGAGCUCUGUGAAUACCUAAAAUGAAUUUUAUUGAAAAAACUAUACACUGUCAAGUAAAAUAGAAGCAAUUUUUGUUCUACGACUUAAGGUGGAGGAUAUAUUCAGGGCAAAUACAUCAUUGUAUUUUAAUGUUGAUUAAUUUGUUUAAUUAUGCACCUCAUCCAUUAAACUAUAACCUUGAAAUAAAAUUAUGUUGUGCUAUGA
Sceloporus undulatus (fence lizard) is the source of this 3612-nucleotide messenger RNA. Its product is annotated as peroxisomal acyl-coenzyme A oxidase 2-like. The record is from RefSeq and is a predicted model, not a curated record. Gene Ontology annotation, biological process: lipid homeostasis; very long-chain fatty acid metabolic process; fatty acid beta-oxidation using acyl-CoA oxidase. The coding region runs from base 136 to 2163 and encodes 675 amino acids. Gene Ontology annotation, cellular component: peroxisome. Gene Ontology annotation, molecular function: FAD binding; fatty acid binding. The transcript has 15 exons. Lineage: Eukaryota; Metazoa; Chordata; Lepidosauria; Squamata; Phrynosomatidae.